Hyaloperonospora brassicae is the source of this 657-nucleotide messenger RNA. The record is from the annotation of a GenBank genome assembly. NCBI's taxonomy places the organism in Eukaryota, Oomycota, Peronosporomycetes, Peronosporales, Peronosporaceae.
AUGGCCGACAGCGCAGAGGACCAGUUGACGGCGCUCACACCAGCGCAGAGGAAACUGUUUGAGCUGCGCAUGAAGAUGAAUGCAGGACGGAAGGCGAACAAACAGGAAGUGGCAGCUGAACACGAACGCAAUCAGAACAACGACACGAAAGUCAAGAAGGAGGAGCAGUACAGGCAUAGAAAGGAGAGGAAGUUUGUAGCUGCCAGUGGCGCAGCUCAUCUCAACGAAACGGCUGAAGUGGCCGCGAUCAAGAGGAAGAAGGCGAGCAAGAAGGAGAAGCGACAAGCUGCGUUCGGAUGGGACGUGUUUAAUCAAGACUCGUUGUACAAGGGCUACAAGAAGCGACUCGUGCAUUUGCCCACGUCUGAAGCAGGUGCUGCGCCUGUUGCGACAUCAACCGACAACGCGCUCGGCGAUGACCUGACGUAUGGCAAAGACGACAAAGUGGACGAGGCACAUCUGGACCGCAUGGCACAGGAGCUCGAAGGACGUGUCAAGGCGCGUAAGCAGUUUAGUCGUCGGCGCCAGCACCACGAGGGCGAAGACGUUGACUACAUCAACCACUCGAACCGCAUCUUUAACCGGAAGGCGUCCAAAGCGUUCGACAAGUACACGGUGGAGAUCCGGCAGAACCUCGAGCGUGGAACUGCGUUGUAG